Messenger RNA from Coregonus sp. 'balchen', 5736 nucleotides. The record is from the annotation of a GenBank genome assembly. Lineage: Eukaryota; Metazoa; Chordata; Actinopteri; Salmoniformes; Salmonidae.
AUCUCAGUCAGGAGUAUAGUGGGUUUCAUAGAGUCCUUCUCCAUGUACCAGGCCUUACAGAGGGCGGAGCCUGAUGUUGCCAACGCACUGCUGCAGAGAACACACGACAGGUAACAACCCUGGUCAAUGACUGAAUUUAUGAAUGAAUGUAUUUAUGAAAGAAUGAAUGAAUUUAUGAAUGAAUGAAUGGAUUUAGGAAUGAAUUCAUGAAUCAAUCAAUCAAUUUAUGAAUAAAUGAAUUUAUGAAUGAAUGAAUGAAAGAAUGAAUGAGCGAAUGAAUGAACAAACGAAUGAAUGAACGAAUAAACAAAUUAAUUAAUUAUUUUAUUUUAUUUUCAUGCAUGCCACUUUUAUCAAAUAUGUUGAUGUAAUAUGGUUGCAGAUUUCUGAAGGAGAUGGGAGUCACGUCACCUGACACAUCCAUGGACGUGACAAUGGAGUAUUUCUGUGUCCUGGCAUCUAAACCGGAGUAAUCACUCUUUACAGUGUGAUUGUGUUUGUGUGGAGACAGAUGUGUGUCAGCGGUCCUAAGAUAUGUUAGUUCAAGCUGAAUCCUCUUCAAGCUGUUGUUAAUAGAGCAAUGACUCUGUUUGCAUAAGAUGUCAUGGAAGUCCCCUUUGUUUUGUACAUUAUAAUGUAGAGCAAACUAUUCACCUUAUUCUAUAGUCAUAUCAUUAUGAAAAUGGUAGCCAAAUGUAUCUCUUCCUUGCCAGAAACGUACAAUAAAACAUUUAAAACUUUUUUAUAUUAUCAAACUUCAAAAACUUGUCUGGAUUUUCUGUUGCUUUCUUUUCAAUAUGGAGUGCAUGGGUUCAAUCAAAUGUAUCAUAUUAUACCAACAGGGUGACAUACAUAGCUGAGAGAACUCUGGUCGAAUCUUGGACCAGUCCUUGACGGUUUAUUAACUCUCUGUAAGGUGUAGUGGUAAACCUAGGUACAAAGCCUAUUGUUGUCUAGCUAUGGCACAGUGAACCCCAGGCCGAAUACAGCAUGUCUUAAUGAUGUUAUGCUAUACAUAAUGAUGUGUUAUUGCAGUAACAGCCGGGGGGAAAUUUAGAGAGAGGUCUGAAUGUACAACAUGAUCUGAAUAAGUAGGAAGACUGGCUUUUAUGUCUUUUCCCUCCUCAAUCAUCAUUGAAAAGCCACCUCAUUGGCUAACAAGAUUCUGAUACCUCCCCCAUUCCAUCUCCACAGGACUUCUUAUUGGUUCUGACACCCCACACAGCUCUCUGUGACCCCAUGUAACCCUGGCCCCCUUCUUAAAAGGCCUCAUUACUAAACAACCCACAUUCCCAUGAAUCCACUGCAACGCCCCUUCCUCUCUCUAUCCAGGGGCCUCUCUCAUACAUGCCUGGCCUAACACGUAGUGGUUUCCCUGGAACUGGACCUGUGAAGUAAGGGAAUCUCCUGCGGUGAGUGUGUUAGUGUGUGUCUGUGAGUUUAUGUGUGUGUGUGUGAUCACGUUUGUUUAUGUAGCCACCACACACCACAGUGAGAAGGAGUAACCUGGUCUCAGAGCAUUUCGUAUUAUUCUGUACGUAAAUCCGAGACACUCCAUCUAGUAUGAUAUGUUAUGUUUCGCAUGAUCUGUAUUAAUUUGUGGAUGUCCAUCAUCCAUUUCAUAUGAUAUGUUACGAAUUACAAUUUGUUGUUGCUAACGUUGGCUAGGCUAAGGGUUAAGGUUAGGAGUUAGGUUAAAGGGUUAGGGGAAGGGUUAGCUAACAGGGUUUGCCUUAAGUAAACUUCUGUCUUAUGUAACCAUACCAAACAUUACAUAUCACAAUAAUUUGAGUGUCUCUGAUUUAAUAUUACUAUGUUAUGUCUAGUCUGUGAGACCAGGCUGGAAGGAGAGCUUGCCUGAGUUUUAGUAAAAGCCUUCUGAAAAGCAGGUAUCUUUCUGAGCAGAAGAGAACAUUUCUAUUCCUGUUGUUUUCUGCUGUAGUACAGCUCAGUGGCAUGGCCCAUCGUCUGUUUGAAGGUAGGGAGCAUGCUACCUCCUACUGGAGGUACAGGGUCUCUCCCUCGGCUCAGCUCAUUGAAGAAGUCAUGUCCUUCCUAAAGAAAAAGGUAGGAGUGACAUACAUGUUUCGCAGAAUACAAAGACUAUUUGUUUGUUCUUAUUUUGACAUCAUGCAUCAUGCAAUAUGUAUGCGUUCAAAUUAUAUAGUUACAGUCUGUGGAUGUAAUAGUAUUGAAUAAUUAAAUUACAGAAUUAUAUUGCUGCAUGUUUUAUUCCUGCUUUUCAAUGUUUUGCAAAUAAACUGAAGGUAAAUUGACAUCCUCCUGCCUUAAAAAAGAUUCACAUAUACUAAUGAUGUCUGAUACCUACACUUCCGUUCAAAGGUUUGGGGUCACUUAGAAAUGUCCUUGUUUUCGAAAGAAAAGCAAUUUUAAUGUAUUUGUCCUCUUGCUCAGUUGUGCACCGGGGCCUCCCACUCCUCUUUCUAUUCCGGUUAGAGACAGUCUGCGCUGUUCUGUGAAGGGAGUAGUACACAGCGUUGUACGAGAUCUUCAGUUUCUUCGCAAUUUCUCACAUGGAAUAGCCUUCAUUUCUCAGAACAAGAAUAGACUGACGAGUUUCAGAAGAAAGUUAUUUGGCCAUUUUGAGCCUGUAAUCGAACCCACAAUUGCUGAUGCUCCAGAUACUCAACUAGUCUCAAGAAGGCCAGUUUUAUUGCUUCUUUAAUCAGCACAACAGUUUUCAGCUGUGCUAACAUAAUUGCAAAAGGGUUUUCUAAUGAUCAAUUAGCCUUUUUAAAAUGAUAAACUUGGAUUAGCAAACACAACGUGCCAUUGGAACACAGGACUGAUGGUUUCUGAUAAUGGGCCUCUGUACACCUAUGUAGAUAUUCCAUAAAAAAUCAGCCGUUUCCAGCUACAAUAGCCAUUUACAACAUUAACACAGUAUUUCUGAUCAAUUUGAUGUUAUUUUAAUGGACAAACAAAUUGCUUUUCUUUUGAAAACAAGGACAUUUCUAAGUGACCCCAAUCUUUUGAACGGUAGUGUAUGUGUGAUGAUCAUGUCCUGUCCUGACAGAGGGGCGUGCAGCCCUGUGACCUGGCAGUAGACGUAGGCUGUGGAUCGGGUCAAGGAACUGUGCUCCUGGCCCCUCACUUCUCCUCGGUGGUGGGGACCGACGUCAGCCCUGCCCAGCUGGAGGUGGCCCUGGACCACGCCACCGCCCCUAACAUCUCCUAUAGGUCAGAGCCACCGCCCCUAACAUCUCCUAUAGGUCAGAGCCACCGCCCCUAACAUCUCCUAUAGGUCAGAGCCACCGCGCCUAACAUCUCCUAUAGGUCAGAGCCACCGCCCCUAACAUCUCCUAUAGGUCAGAGCCACCGCCCCUAACAUCUCCUAUAGGUCAGAGCCACCGCCCCUAACAUCUCCUAUAGGUCAGAGCCACCGCCCCUAACAUCUCCUAUAGGUCAGAGCCACCGCCCCUAACAUCUCCUAUAGGUCAGAGCCACCGCCCCUAACAUCUCCUAUAGGUCAGAGCCACCGCCCCUAACAUCUCCUAUAGGUCAGAGCCACCGCCCCUAACAUCUCCUAUAGGUCAGAGCCACCGCCCCUAACAUCUCCUAUAGGUCAGAGCCAUCGCCCCUAACAUCUCCUAUAGGUCAGAGCCACCGCCCCUAACAUCUCCUAUAGGUCAGAGCCACCGCGCCUAACAUCUCCUAUAGGUCAGAGCCACCGCCCCUAACAUCUCCUAUAGGUCAGAGCCACCGCCCCUAACAUCUCCUAUAGGUCAGAGCCACCGCCCCUAACAUCUCCUAUAGGUCAGAGCCACCGCCCCUAACAUCUCCUAUAGGUCAGAGCCACCGCCCCUAACAUCUCCUAUAGGUCAGAGCCACCGCCCCUAACAUCUCCUAUAGGUCAGAGCGACCGCCCCUAACAUCUCCUAUAGGUCAGAGCCACCGCCCCUAUCAUCUCCUAUAGGUCAGAGCCACCGCCCCUAUCAUCUCCUAUAGGUCAGAGCCACCGCCCCUAACAUAUCCUAUAGGUCAGAGCCACCGCCCCUAACAUCUCCUAUAGGUCAGAGCCACCGCCCCAGAGAGGUGGAGGUCUUCAGGAGGAGGAUAGGGUUGUAUUUUGUUUUACUGACACCGACACUGACACUGAUUCAAACCCUGUUUACAUUACUGUGACAGAAUGAGUUUUGGUAGAAGUAGGCCUACUGUAGAGGGUAGAUGUUACGUACAGAUUUAUUUAUUUCUGGGACAUUUCUCUGAGACCUCAGAAGAGUCCUGGUAUAAUGAAGAUUAUAAACUGGGUGGUUCGAGCCAUGAAUGCUGAUUGGCUGACACCCGUGGUAUAUCAGACCGUAUACCACGGGUAUGACAAAACAUAAAUGUUUACUGCUCAAUUCCGUUGGUAACCAGUUUAUAAUAGCAACAAGGCACCUCGGGGGUUUGUGGUAUAUGGCCAAUAUAAAACAGCCCUUAACCACAGUGUGAUGGGAGAAGGAACUGUAGGGUUAAAGUCCUUUGUUGAGGGGGACACAGUGAAAUUAGGCCAACGGCCAAGACCGACAAUGGGACCCUUGUCUGCUCAAACUCUAGUGAGAAAACAUAAAAGCUACAGCUACUAAUACUGUUCUGGAACACAUCUACAUGUACAGUAGAUGUUCCCAGUUAGGAUUGAAUGAAGGGAGCCAUAUCCAAGGAACCAAACCAAAACACAACGUUGUGUGUGAAUUGUAGUCUGGUUCCAGAUUUGUUAGUGCUGUUUUGUCAACUAAUAUUGUGACCAUAACCUUAGGAGUUGGCAAGAAAGCACUAACUGAUCUGGUACCAGUCUGGUGGAUAUGUUUGUAUGUAUGUAUCCCUGUGAUAGUAUGUCUCUUGUCUCUGUGUCUCUGUGUAGACAGUGCCGGGCUGAGGAGCUGCCGUUUGCAGACAGGUCAGUGGACCUGGUGACGGCCAUGUCUGCCUUCCACUGGUUUGACCGGCCGCGGUUCCUCCAGGAAGCCCACAGGAUCCUGAAGCCUAAAGGUUGCCUGGCUCUACUCAACUACACCAUGGACAUGGAGCUUCACUAUGGAGACUGCUACCACAACCUCAACACAGUCUGCAAGGAGGUCUGGAAGCUCUAUAAAAUAGAAUAAAAGUAUAUUAUCCAAACACAUAAUGAUAAGUCGAUCACAUACAAAAUUCAAAAAUUGGCCUUUUAUUUUAUUUUAUUUUUGAUCUCAUCAGUUUUAUGCUGCACUCCUGCCCUAUCGUAACCCGUGCCUGGGCCCCUGCUCUGUGGCUCUUUACAAAGAGUCCUACGAUUCCAUCCCCUACACAGAGAAAGAGUGGUGAGGCCUGAGCUCGGAUACAUCCACUGCCCUCGUUGCUAUUACCUAUGUACUUACAAGAAGUGUUUGAUUUGAUGUAUAAGAUGGGUUGAGUUUACUCUAAGGUAAUGCUAAUGCUGUGUUGUUAGGCAGGAGUGUAUGUUGGUGAAGAGGUCCAUGUCUCUGUCCAGCUACAUUGGUAUGAUAGAGUCCUUCUCCAGCUACCAGGCUCUACUAAAGAAAGACCCAGAGGAGGCCAGCAGACUGUCAACUGAUAUCACCCACAGGUUGGUCCCUGACACAAUCCCUAGUUGAUGCUGGUCAAAAAUGUAAAGGUAACAUUUCAUGUUACAUCUCACAUCCCUCCCUCCCCCUCUCUCAUUCUCUGUCUCUCCUCUCCAGACUGUUGGCUGUGAUGGGGGUGACCUCCCCAGAGACUGAGCUUGUGGUUGGAGUA